UUUCUUGUAGUCUUGUGUCUACAAGCCUUGUUGAUGGAUUAAUGUAGCUAGGUGAAAUGAGAGUGUUUGUGUCUUGGUGAAGACGAAUAGGAAUCGAAAUCAUGCGGACUCUAUGUGAUGCUUGUGAGAGCGCUGCCGCCUUGGUCUUCUGUGCUGCUGAUGAGGCCUCCCUCUGCCGUUCCUGUGAUGAGAAGGUUCACAUGUGUAAUAAGCUGGCUAGUCGGCAUGUGAGGGUUGGGCUGGCUGACCCCAUCGCUGUUCCUCGUUGUGAUAUAUGUGAAAACGAACCUGCAUUCUUCUACUGCGAGACGGAUGCAAGUUCUCUUUGUUUGCAAUGUGAUAUGGUGAUACAUGUUGGAAGUAAAAGAAACCAUGCAAGAUAUCUGUUUUUCAGGCAGAGAGUUGAGUUUCCAGGAGAUAAGGCUUCUCAGGCAGAAGAUCUAACUUUGAAAUUAGAAGGUGAAAGUAAGGACAAGACGGGGCAGAAUCAGUCAUCCAAACCAGUGUCUGCAGAGAAUCAGGAUAAUUGCAGCAUCUCCAAGGCCCGAACUAUGAAUGCCAGUACUCAAGGACUUGCUAAUAGGGGAACUAUGUUUGAUCUGAAUGUCAAGCCACAAAAGAACAAUGGUGAAGGCUCAAAUCAUCAGGAACGCUAGACUGUACGCGCGGAUAAUAUUCAUUACAAGAUUAAGGAAUAUAGCAGCGAGUUUCUCUGACAAGCUCUUCUCCGAAUGCAACUGUUAAGUUAAGGAUUAGGGUCUGUAUAGUUAGCGAUAGCUCAGGCGUCUAAUGGCAGCACAAACUGUCCUUGGACUUGUAAUGAAUGCCAUAAGGUUAUUAUUAUGUCAAUUAGUAUGAGAAAAGAGUGCUGUAUCAUUUAUUAUGUUAAUUAGUACUUCAAUUUUUACGGUGA
Molecule: messenger RNA, 913 nt
Organism: Daucus carota subsp. sativus
Lineage: Eukaryota; Viridiplantae; Streptophyta; Magnoliopsida; Apiales; Apiaceae
Product: B-box zinc finger protein 18
Exons: 5
Coding region: 102-656 (184 amino acids)
Biological process (GO): photomorphogenesis; regulation of DNA-templated transcription
Cellular component (GO): nucleus
Molecular function (GO): zinc ion binding
Source: RefSeq, a predicted model, not a curated record